Messenger RNA from Klebsormidium nitens, 7601 nucleotides. NCBI's taxonomy places the organism in Eukaryota, Viridiplantae, Streptophyta, Klebsormidiophyceae, Klebsormidiales, Klebsormidiaceae. The record is from the annotation of a GenBank genome assembly.
AUGAUGCAAAUGGCGGAACAAGGGUGGAGCACACAGUUGCUGCAACGCCUCUGCAUCAACUAUCUAGCUCUGGGCCAAUUUGAGCUGGCUCGAGGUGUCAUUCAGGAGCUGAAGCGCCUCGAUGGAAGCAAUGCAGAAAACAUCUUGCAAGCUAUCGUUAAAGAGAGCACAUCUCUGCGGGGUUGGCUGGCGUCAGCAGGAGUGCCCUCGCACGCCCUCCUCGCAUGGCUUGCGAGGUGCGAGCUAGCAUUGUCAAUAGGAGAAGAAAGCCUCUCUGAGAGGGGAGCACGUGUUGAGCGUGCGCUGCUCCAGUCGAUUGCAGCUCCUCUGAUUGAAAAUGAUCGUUCUGCGCGGCAACGUGAAGCCCCUCCUGAUGGUGGUGCGCUGAAGGCCGAGGAUCAGACGCUGUGGCAGUCCCGGAAAGGGGCGGCGCAUGACCGAAAGACAGAAGAGGCAGAGGGAUCGCAGAGAGCGCCAGCAUUGGUCCCAAGCCAGGAAUUGUUGCAUUGGCUUCUCCAGCAUGAGCCCCAGCUGUUCAAGUACCUGGUUCAAGAUGGAUCGUCUGGGCCCACCUCCGAGCUGCUAAUGCAGCAAUGGGCGCAGGACUUAAGUGGGGCUGACUUGCAAGCCAUCACCCAGACCAUUGCACACAGUGUCAAGGAAGGGGACAACGAAUCCCUCAAGGAGCAUAGGGUGCUGCUUGACCGGACCCUGAGACUCGUGAAGGAUCAAGACGCUUCCAACGCCCUUCCCCAGGCGCAAAGCAGACUGUGGGGGGCAGUGGUAGCAAGUGGUGUCGAAGUCAUUGAUGAACUCUUGCAGGUGGCCCAGGAUGACCUGCUCGCCUCCAACUCAAGAGCAGCUGCCAGUGACACGGCAGGGAGCCCCCCCUUGGCCCAGCUGCGCGCCAGCCUGCACACGACCCGCAGCACGGGGCCAACAACAGAGCAGGCCGCCCAGGCGUGCGUGGGAGAGCUGUUCCAGCACGCCAGGGUGACGCGCAGCCACGUCCUGGAGACGGUGCUCCAAGAGGCACUGCGGGCAGCCCAGGAGCAGGACAUGCACAAGGCGGCCGAUGUGCUGGUGCCCUUCCCCGCGCUGGCCCCCCUGCUGGCGGUCAUGGCCUGGGACCUGCACGCCGGGAGCGUGGCCGCCCGCCAGGACAGCCUGCAGCGCCUCUGGCACCACAGGGCCCGCGCGGCGCGUGCAGGGCACCCCCAGGCAUCUCCACUGGAGGCCUUGUGCAGCCAGCUGGCAUACCAGCUGCAUGCAGCCCAGACCGUGGCGGCAUCAUCCUCGGGGGAUGGCACCGCUCAGGCGGACGACUUUGCAGCCAACCUGUUGUUGGCGCGGCUGGCAGCGGGAUCGUCGAUCCAGGUCUUGACAGACCCCGCGUUGAGCGUCCCGCCGGACCUCGCGCUUCGACUUGUCAGCGAGCAGCCCAUUCCGCUCUCCAGACAAGAUGCGCAGGCACGGCAGCACGACGUGGAGCUGCUGCGCAUGCACCUCGCCCUGCAGGCGGUCCUGCGCGCAAUCGAGCAGGCCUCCGCCCAGCACGCACAGCAGGCGCAAGCUGCGCUCCAGGAAGCGGGCCAACACAUGGAAGCCGUCAGCAACUCGGGGAAGAAGGCCUGGCUGGUGGUUACUCUGGCGUCGCUGCUUCAGCUGCCGCACGCCGCCCCGCCCCUCGUCCCCACACAGCUCCCCCUGCGGACCCCCCCAGCCGACCCUCCCGUGCCGGCGCCGUCGCUUGCGGCCCGCUUCGUGUCGUUCCUCCAGCACCACCUCCCCCGCGGCGAGGCCUUCCUCCCCAGUUCGGCCAGCAAGGCCCCUCCCGCUCCCACUGGUAGCACCUCGCGCGCACGGGAUACCAACGCUGCUCGCCGGGUGUGGGCGCGCAAGGUGGCCGCCUGGCACACCCGCUUCGCGGACUGGCUCUGGCGGCUGCAGCUGCUCCAGCGCGUGGCCGACAGCCAGGGCCAGCCCGCGGCCUGGCGGGACUGCACAGCCGCCCUGGCCGCCACCCCCGCGCAACUGCUCGACAGGUUCACUCGCACGGGUGACUUGGCCCUUGCCCGCCAGGUGGCCACGCGCUUCGCCCUGGUGCCGCCCGAGACCAGCGCGCUCGAGCUGGCGGAGUGGCUGGAACAAGCCACAACGACCCUGGAGGACGGGCGGUCCUCCCGGGGCUCCAAGGACGUCCUCGACCUGGCGCCGCUACAGCAGCGCGUGUCGACGCUCACUGCGCUCCUAGCCUGCUUGGACGUGGCCCUCUCGGCGGUGCCGUCUUCGGGAGGCGCCACUCGCGUGCUGGCACAGGCGCGAGGCUUGGCCCAGCAGUGCCGGGAGCGGCGCGCUGCAGCGCUGUCGGGGAGCGAGAAGGACGUCCCCGGACCCGACGGCAGCAGCAAGUCCCGAUCGGCGCACCUGUUCCGCUUCAGCCGCAAGGGCCACCGAAGGAGCGGCUCCGGCAGCGACGAGGAGCGCGCAGAGCCGGGGGACGACUGGGCGGCGCAGCGCGUGCAGGCGCUCUUCCACGUGGCGGACAGCCUGCUGCAGCGGCUGGCGGACACGCAGAGCAGGGAGCCGUCCGUGCCUCUCCCGGCUCUGCUUGCGGGCACUGCGGACGGUGCCUCCAACACGCCUCCAAGUGGCGCUCACGCGGGGCCCGACGUCCGCGCGAUCACCGCCCUUCAAGCCGCCAUCAAAGACGCGCACGACGGGAAGCGCCAGUUUCUGAGCGGCAAGUUGCACAACCUGGUCAAGGCUCUCGCAGGCCGCGACCCUGACACCGACCCCGCCACACCCGCCAAGCCCAAGCAGCGCAAAACGGCUCCCCUGCCAGGCCCCCUCUCCCUACUAGGCCUCGGAGUGGCACCCGCCCCCGUCGGCGCGCUCUCCCCGUCCUCCAGCGGCGGCGACCUGCGGCUGGGGUCGUGGGGCAGCGCGCUGGACGGGGACAGCAGCACGCCGGCUUCCCCCCUGGCGGCCGCUGCGCUACUGGACACGGGGGGCGUGCGCGCGAGCGGGCUGGCGGCGCUGGUGCACUACGUGGCGAGCAUCGGGGACAUCAUGGACGAGGUCGACACGACGCACACGUACAACUUCUUUGCCAUCCUCUACCAGAGCCCCGCUCACCUACUGGCGCAGCUCGCCUUUGAGCGCGGGAGCACCGACACCGCGUCGCGCGCGGCGGAGCUCAUGAGUGUGGACCUGGUCCGCCAGCUGCUCUCGUCCAGCCUGCGCCCCGUCCUGCCGCCUGCUCACCCCGCCCCCACGCCGGGGCAGCAGCCUGCGCAGCCGCUGGAAGUGGAGGUGGCGCACUUCGUGGCCCGCGCGUCCCCGCAGCAGGCCAUCCUGGCGGCGCGCUACGGCAGCUUGCCAGGGCCCGGCCAGCACGAGGGCGAGGGGGAGGCGGCCAGGAGGCGGGGCCUCACCGACGUGGCGCUCAGCACGGCCAAGAGUUUUCCUGUGCUGCGGCGCUGGCUUCGUCUUCACGAGGAUGUGCCUCAAGUUCCGCCCACCCCACUCGAGUCCCCGCCCCCGCCCCCAGCGGCUGCGCAUCCCUCGGGCGUACGCUUCAAGCGGCUGCGACCAGCGGACUCCCCCGAGCGUGAGGACGCGGCAGCCAGGCCGGCACCAGGCCUGCCGAGCGGUACUCUCGUGCAGCCGGAGGAGCUGGAUGGGCGCAAGCGGGUGUCCCUCGGGACGAAGCGCCGGCCGUCGGAGCUGGUCGAGUGGGAAGACGAGGCUGGGUACGCCGCGAAAGUGCGUGAGCUGAUGCGCCGGGGGGCCGUCCAAGAUGCGGUGGAGCUGGCGGACAGUCGCCUCGUCGCUGGAGCGCCGGACGAGCUGCUGCUGGCCGUCAUCGAGCAAGAAGGCACGCACGGCGGGCAGGCUCGGGAAGGGGGACAGCUGCAGGCCUGGCAGGCUUGCACCAGGCUACGCGACAAACAGACGGCAGCGCGCGCGGCGCUCAGGUGCUUACGGCGGUGGGGCCGCGAGCAGGGGGAGUCGGUGCUGGCGGUGUGCGCGGCGCACCUCCCCGCGGGGAGUGCACUCCGGGACGAGGUGCUGCAGCGCAAGCAGCAGCUGGCGAGAUACCAGCAAGUGCUCAAGGCCGAUCCCAGCCUGAACACGUGGCAGCAGGUGGAGGACCUGUUUGCGGCGGACCCCGAGGGGCUGGCCCUGCGCCUCUCGUCCAAGGGCGCUGUUGGGGCCGCGCUGGAGGUGGUGCAGGCAGCAGGCCUGCACCCCGGCCUACGCCACGAGCUGCAGAGCCGCCAGCUGGCGCACCUCGUAGGCGGGGCGGUCGCGCAGGGGGGUGGCCCGGCCGUCGCGCUGCGCUACUUGCGGGAGCUGCCACAGGGGGAAGACGCGGUCGCCGUGGUCACGGGGGCGCUGCCGCAGCUGGGGCGGAUCAAGGACAAGAGCCUGCUGGUGCGCUACCUGGUGUCCCAUCCGGCCCCCGGCCUCCCCCCGCCUGACGCUGCUCGGCUGCACUCGCUGGCGGCCGGCCUGGCGGCGCUGGCCCGCUUGCCGCCGCCGUGGCAGCAGCGGUGCGGCCACCUGGCGGAGCAGCCCGACCUGGUGCUGGAGAGCCUGCUCAUGGCGCAGCAGUUUGCCACGGCGCACCAGAUGCUGCGCGCGUGCCCUUCCCUCCAUGACGACGCCCUCGUCGUACGCUACGCUGCCAAGGCUCUCGCGCCUCCCUCCGCUGGCGCGGCCGCCGCCCCCUCACUGCCAGCCUCCAAGACCGCUGCCGGCUCCGCCCUGCCCCAUUCGCGCGCUGCCCCUUCCGACUCCCAGCGCACCAGCGGCAGCCCCGCUGUACCCCGCCCCCGGCUGGAGCGGCCUGCGGCGAGCAGCCUGCGAUCCAUCAGCACCGCGGGCGGGCUGCGAGGCGUGUUGGCGAGCCCCGACGGGCAGAGCACGCCGCGGCGCAUCUCGUGGGCGGCCGGCACCAGCACCAUGUGGGCGGCCGCCAGCCAGUUCACGCGCGGCCUGCUGCACCGAGGUGGUGAAGGAACGGAGAGCCCUCGCGUCCCGAGCAAGGCCCGCCCGGCAGAGCGGCCCCUGACGCUGCCUCCCUCCCAGAGCGCUGCUUGGGAGGCCAUGGCCGGGCCGGCUGACGCGCGGGGGGCCGCCCUGGCGGAGGGCGCUCCCAAGGGGCGGGUCGUGGGCGACGGCGUGCUCACGGGGGACGCCGACAAGGACGACAACACGCGGCGGAGCCACACCUUUGAAGCAGCCCCCAGCGCCGCCAUGCUCAAGGAAAUUCUGCCACUGUGCUCCAACGUGCCGGGCGUGGUGCGCGAGUUGCUGGCAGGCUUGGAGCGCACGGUGUGGGCCGCUUUCGGUGUCCCGGCGGCCAGCGCGGCCACCAUGGAGCAGGGGCUGCGGGCAGCGGACGCCUAUGCCCAGGCUGUGCAGCACAUGGAGGCCCUCCUUUCAGCAGACGCUGCCGCUGCCGGCGACGAGGCCCUUCGGUCGCGGCCGCCUUCCUUGCUGCCACAGGUGGAGAUGGUGCGCGCCCUGCUGCGCGCGGGCGUGCCCGUGUCCCUGCCCGAACUGCGGGGGGAGACCGAGCGGCGGGGCCUCUGCGACCGGCUGCUCCAGGACGAGCGCUUCGAGCUGGCGCACGCGCUGUGCACUAAGUGCGGGGGCCCGGUGGAAGCAGUGGAGCUGGCGUGGGGCAUCGCGCUGCUGGCCACGCGCCACUACUCGCAGGCGCACGCCCACCUCCGGGCUGCGCUGGAGCUGCUCCCGGACCCUGCUCGCCUCGAGGCGGUGCAGGCCAUCGUGGCCGCCAUUGAGGGCGCUCCCCCCGUCGACCUGCCGCACACGCGCACCCUGUACUCGGAGGUGGCGCGCAGCGUGGCCCUCUCCUCGGAAGAGGCCUUCUCCUUUGACGCGUACCUCAACGUGCUUAAUGCGCCCCCCGAGCAGCGGCCGCCCCCUUCGCGCCGCUCCUCUGGGGAGCAGCCGGAGGCCGCAAGGGCGGGUGGGCCGGAGGCGCCGACGGACAACCGGGCGGACUACCUGGACGACGAGAGGAAGGACCACGCGGUGCAGUACUUGCGCCAGUACCACCCCUCGGGCGUGCUUCCGUUCUUGUUCCGGCACGGCCGCUUCGGGGAGGCCUGCCACGUGUUUCUCGCGCACCUCCCCCCUUCACCCGCCCCUGCCCCGCCGACGCCACCCCCGCAGGCUGGGCCAGCCCCGCGGCCGACAGCCGGCGGUGGUGAUCCGCUAGUGUCGGCGGUGGGCACGCUAGAGGAGCUGUGCGAGCUGUGCGUCGCGCACGGCGCCAUGCCCGUGCUGGAGCGAGCGGUGGCGGAGCGCAGCCAGGCGGCAGGGGAGGACGGGGCGGCGCAGCGGGGGACGGUGCUCGCCAAGAUGGCCGCCUUCUGCGAGGCGCACCGCCACUUUCACCACCUCCACCGGAUCCAGCUGCUGCUGGGGGACCCCGUCGCGGCGGGCCUCACGGCCAUCCAGCUCUUCCAGAACUCGGCCACCGCCGACGAGGCCGUGCAGCACCUGGAAGCGGCGCGGGACCACUUCGACGACGGCCUGGCGCUCCGGCAGGCGGCCCCUCCGGAGGGCGGCGCGGGCGGGCGGCGGGCCAAGGAGGGGCGCAAGAGCGCGUCGGCCAAGCUGAGCGAGGAGGAAAUCAUCAAGUUCUCCACGCGGACAGCGCUCCAGGCCGAGGCGGUGCGCGCAUUCGGCGACGGCGAGGGCCCCCCCUGGCGGCACUCCCUGUUUGGCAACCCUGGCGACGCGGAGACGCUCCGGCGGCGCACCGCCGUCGCGGAGCAGCUCGCGGAGCGCAACUUCGACCUGGCCUUCCGCAUCAUCUACGACUUCCGCCUCCCAGCCGUGGCGACGUAUGCUGGCGCGGCAGCGUCCCUGGCGGCGCGGCGGCGCGGCAGCGGCGUGGCGGAGCUGCUGCGCAACAUCACGGGCACCAUCGACGAGGGCGAGCGCGACCAGGUGGUGAUGGCCGCCGUGCACGUGUACGCGCAGCAGCACAAGGAGCACCCCGCGCACCUCGUCGACCAGCUCUCCAACAGCCACCGGAAAGUCCUGGCAUGCGUGGCAAGCGGCCGCCUGAAGAGUGCCUUCCAGUUUGCAUCGCGUGCCGACAGUGCAGCGGACGUCCAGCUGGUCGCGCAACAGGCUCGUGAGACGGGUCAACUGAACGUGAUGGACUUGUGCCAUCAGUGGUUGGCAAAAAAGAUGCAGCCUGGAGCUACAGAGUGAAAGGAAUUCCGGACUCCGAAAAGUACAGAAAAAAGGACCAGGUUAUACCUCCAAAAUAAAGAACUCAGAAAACUGAGAUGUCAAAGCAUUUUUGGUCCGGCUAGUGCAGGCUCACAAACCAUUGAGAAAUUGCAUGUAUGGAUCCCAAAACGCGAUAUCCGAUCCAGAUGUUGAUCCGUUGGCGUAGGUUGAUCGUCUGUGCGUAGAUAGAUAAGUUACACAUUGAUCAACGUAGAGAGGCUUCAGGGAUCAUCAUAUGCGGCCUCUGCCACGUAUUGUUUCAAAAAACGCGUGGCUGCAGGUGUGUGCAACGUUUUGAGAAGCAUGCUGACGCUUUC